Hypanus sabinus (Atlantic stingray) is the source of this 2813-nucleotide messenger RNA. Its product is annotated as tumor necrosis factor receptor superfamily member 13B. The transcript is spliced from 5 exons. The record is from RefSeq and is a predicted model, not a curated record. NCBI's taxonomy places the organism in Eukaryota, Metazoa, Chordata, Chondrichthyes, Myliobatiformes, Dasyatidae. Gene Ontology annotation, cellular component: plasma membrane. Bases 63 to 815 code for a protein of 250 amino acids.
UGCAAUUGUCAAACUACAAAGAACUGCCAACUGGAACUAAGAUUUUGUUAUCUUGAGAGAAGAUGAGUAGCUGUUCAGAUGAUGAAUACUGGGACGACCUCCUGCGACGCUGUUGCAAAUGUCAGCACAGUGGGCGAAACUGUCACAAAAUUUGGAAAUGCAACAAUUCCCCAGGGUUUUAUUGGGAUAAACUGCUACGCAAAUGUAUCAAAUGUGUUGAUGUGUGCGGCCAACACCCUCAACAAUGCUCAGUCGUUUGCAGUGAGAUCACAAGCUCAAGUCAAGACACCCCUGCUAGUCUCAAAUACUGCUUACCCGACGAAGACCACUAUAACAUCCUCAUCUUCGUGUUCCUGGCAGCAAGUCUCUUCGUUGUUAUAUGUUUAUUUCUGAUACUGCUUGUUUACACUGUCAAAAGAAGAAAUGUUUUCAGAUGGGACACUGCUGCUUCCAGUCACAAGAUGGGUCCCCAAUCGGAAGACGGGGCCAACUCCAUUUCUUCAGACAAACUGCUGCAACGGGGCGUUGAAAAAGAUGAUCAGAACCAAAGCAUCGCCUCCGAUCCAUCAUCAGAGCCGUCGGAAACGUGCAGCUACUGCUUUUCGGAGCAGAGGAUCGGCGGGAAAGAACGAAAGCUGUCGUCAAACCUGGGAAUGGCCCAUCCGUGUAUGCAGAUAGCGCCAGCCACCGACACACGAGCUCUACUCUCUGCCAGCGUCCCCCAAAACAAACCGUUUCAGAUCAUUUGCUCUCCCUCUCAACCCAGCACGAAGGAAGUAGAGAGCUUCCUAGAGAAGAGCCACCUCAAGUACUGAAGCUACCUGACAAUAAAUAGUAACCCCACUGCUUACGUUAGGCAACUAGAGUGAUUGUGCAUAUUUCGCUGGGGUGGGGGUGGGAGUACAGGGUUUCAACGAUUGCCCCAUUUUACUGAAAGUAGUUUGAUUGCUGCACACUAGAGAAAACCCUUUUUUGGCAGACUACUGCUGUUGUCAACCACAGAACGGGUGAGAAGUAGUGGGGCCGUUAUUUAAGGAAAGACUGUCCAGAGGAGGCUAACAAGGAUUAUCUUGGAAUGAAAGAGUUUCGAAGAACGGAGGGGGUGGGUUAAUAACAUUGAAACCUAUCGAAUAUUGAACGGUCUAGAUAGAGUGGCCGUGAGAAAAAUGUUUCCAGUAGUUUUUUUUUUGGGGGGGGGGGGGAGAAGAGAAGAGGGAGGAGUCUAGGACUAGGGGGGAAGAGCUUCAGAUGUCUCUUUAGAACAGACAAGAGGAGGAAUUUUGUUAGCCAGAGGGUGGUAAAUCUGCAGAAGUCAUUGCCAAUGAUAACUGUGAGGGCAAGUCAUUGGAUACAUUUAAAACAGAAUUUGAGUUUCUUGAUUAGUGUGGGUGUCAAAGGUUACUGAGGGAAGACAGGAAAAUGGGGUUAAGAGGCCAAGACAGAAUGGCAGAGCAGACUUGAUGGGCUGAAUGGUUUUUUCCUACUGUCUUAAGGUCUUAUAGUCAGGACUUGGACAAGACAAUAUUUUGGUUACCCAGGUUUGCAUUUGCCACAGGCAGCUUUAUGCCCUUUGAUGAGCUGAAUUUGAGAAGUGCAAAUAAAUGGGAUAGGAGGAAAUACCAGAAAAGGAUAGAAAGGGGAAGAGAAGCUGGGCAAUUCCUGCUGCUACUCAUAACAAUAAGUGAAAAUUCGGGGGAGGGGGGAGGACAUUAACAACUAUUCAAGUCUAUUUUUUGGAAAUUAUAUUUACAUUCCACCAAGACUACAAAUGGUAGAUUCAAUUGUAUUCAGAAAGGGAGCUAGAUUAAAAAGUUGAAAAGGCAAGUAGGGAAAGGAAUUAAGAAGUGCUGGAUUACUCUGAAAGCAUUUUGGGCUCUGCUGAACACAACCAGCACACCCUGCAUAAACAUGAAAAUGGCUGUAAUUGCUUAUGAAGUUUCCACAAAAAAGAGCCCACAACUUCAGGAAUGUAAGAGAAGAUGAUAGAAUGUCACUAGAUCUAAUAUUAACACAUGCACUAUCAGCUAAGUAAUCUACUGCACCUGUUGGAUUAUCCAAAGGUCUUUAACUUAUGUAAAAAUAAAACAUUUUCAAAUUAACUUUUGUGAGGCUGCUGAGAAAAUGACUUGUUUGAUUUUGGGAACUGCCCUAAAGGGCCCAAAAGAAACCAGAAAAAAAUCUUAAACCAAAUGGGUUCAUAUAUUGACUAUGUGAAACAAAGUUUAAGGCCAGUUAGCCUUACUUGGGUUGUGGAAGACCUCAAAUCUGUUAAAACGAGAAAAGACUAAAAUAUUUAUACAUAAGUAUUUAGUUAUGAUGAAUGUAAUGGUUGAUACAAAAACAGUCACAGGCAUGAUGUGUCUAAAUACUGUGGAUCUGUAUGAGUAUUACCAGUGAGGCUUGUGAAGCAAAUUCUACACAUGGAAAUCAGAGAAUGUAAAGCAAGCUAAAUGUAAAACAAUGUGCACUUUGAACUAAUAAAAAAAGGCAAAUAUGAUAGAGCUUUAAAGUGUGCACAUAAUGGAGAUGAACUAAAUCACAGGAACAGAAAUGAACGAUCCUUGCAAUGUGGAGAAAAAUAGUACCUCAAAUCAGAAAAAUACUGAAGGAAAGUUUACAGCAAUUAAAAAGAAAAUGAGUCAUUGUGCAACACUGAGAUAAUAUACUAGCUUAGAAUCACUGAAGUUCACCGUGGAGUAAAGCAGGCUUUGUUCUUGCUACCAGAGUUUGUGAUCAGAAAUUGUACAUACUUACAGGCAUUAUGAAAAAUGCAUCUAGUUAUGGCAGGAUAUUCAAAUAUAUCACAGGAAAAU